This is a messenger RNA of Nerophis lumbriciformis (worm pipefish), 1221 nucleotides long. The record is from RefSeq and is a predicted model, not a curated record. Lineage: Eukaryota; Metazoa; Chordata; Actinopteri; Syngnathiformes; Syngnathidae.
AUGGGUCGCAAGGAUGUUCAGAAUCCAAACCACAGCAGCCUCAGUCGACUCACCCGGAUUGGCUAUGACGAUAUCGACGGUCCGGAAAAAGCGUGCAACUGCACGGCCAUCUUGGAGGGCAAGCCUGAGGCACUGAAUGAGGCCAAGAUUUUGACCAUGCACAAAAGUUUCAUCGAGAGCCUCAGAAUUCCAGACCAUUUUUAUGUGAAUGCCAGCAAAGACUGCACGAACUUCAAGAUGAGCAGGAAAUAUCUCACAUUCCCUCUGAGCCGGGAAGAGGAGCAUUUUCCUCUCGCUUACGCCAUUGUUGUCCAUCACAAAGCACAGAACUUCGAACGUCUCCUGCGGGCAAUUUACGCUCCUCAGAACAUCUACUGCAUCCACGUAGACUUGAAGGCCGCGCCAUCGUUUUUCGACGCCAUAUCAUCCUUGGCCUCCUGCUUCCCCAAUGUGUUCAUGGUCAGCCGGCGCGAGAAAAUGAUCUACAACAGUUGGUCCCGGGUGCAAGCCGACAUUAACUGCAUGGCUGACCUGAUGGCCACCGACGUGGCGUGGAAAUACUUCAUCAACCUCUGCGGCCAGGACUUCCCCAUCAAGACGAACCUGGACAUGGUGCGGAAACUGCGGGUGCUCGACGGUGCCAAUAGCAUGGAGUCAGAAGCCAUGUCUGCAGGGAAGUCGUCGAGGGUGCAAUUCGUUCACAAGCUGGUGGACGGAUAUUGGAAGGACGGGGGAAAGAAAAAGGGUCCACCACCUUUCCAGCUACCUAUCUUUACAGGAAACGCCUACAUAUUGGUAUCGAGGGCCUUUGUCCUCAGCGUUUUGGAGGACCACCGCAUCCUGGCCCUCAUUGAGUGGACAAAGGAUACAUUCAACCCCGAGGAAACCAUAUGGGCGACCAUUCAGCGAAUGCCCGGCGUGCCCGGCUCCACGUGGACCAGUUCCAAGUACGACAUGACCGACAUGAACGCCAUGGCCAGGCUGGUCAAGUGGAGCUGGCACGAGGGUGAGCGGUCCUCCAGACAGGCUGUGUACCCGCCGUGCCAGGGUAGCCACGUGAGGGGUGUCUGCGUGUAUGGGGCGGGCGACCUGCAUUGGAUGGUGGCGCAGCAGCACUUCUUUGCCAACAAGUUUGACACAGACACAGACCCCGUCGCCAUUUACUGCCUGGAAAAGUACCUCCGACAAAGAGUGCUGGCCCAGCUACGGGAAGAGAACUAA